Molecule: messenger RNA, 2907 nt
Organism: Epinephelus fuscoguttatus (brown-marbled grouper)
Lineage: Eukaryota; Metazoa; Chordata; Actinopteri; Perciformes; Serranidae
Product: long-chain-fatty-acid--CoA ligase ACSBG2-like
Exons: 15
Coding region: 310-2523 (737 amino acids)
Cellular component (GO): membrane; endoplasmic reticulum
Molecular function (GO): long-chain fatty acid-CoA ligase activity
Source: RefSeq, a predicted model, not a curated record
CAAACACAACAGGCUCUGCUGCAGACUGUUUGUGUAUCAGGUUCCAGGUCUUCUUCACCUCCAGGAGCCAUAACCUUUGGUCAAGUUUGUUGGUGGAUCUUUAACUGGUCGACACAACCUCAGGGUUGCGCAAGUCUGUAAAGCUCUGGACGUCAGGUGUGAGGACAGGGGAAGUCAGUAUACAUUCACACAAGUCACCUAUAGGUGAGCAAAAGUCAAGCACCUGCGCCGGGUGAAGGUUGAUCCAGGUCUGUCCUGCACCUGACGACUACUGUCAAUCAGCUCCGUCUCCGAACAAGCAAAUACAAGAUGAGUGAACAAGAGGAUUCGGUUAAAAGCAAUGGUGGUGUUGCAGUCCUGGAUGUUACAGAUGAGAGCAUCUCGACCCAAAAGGAACAGACCCUGUCAGACUCCACAAACUUAAACAACCACUCCCCUCUUAUCCUCAACGGCCACGCAACUAAAGCUGAGCUCAGCUCAACGUCUGAGCUGGAGGAAGCCACUGACAGACUUUCACUAGAAGAGCCCAAGGCAGUUCCCCUGCAGGCGUCGAAUGCGCUGGCACCUCUUGCACCAGCUGAUGAGCUAUGGAGCAGCAGCAGAGACAAGGCAGUCAGGCUGAGGAUGGAGGGCUCGGGUCCAGCCUCGGAGACUCCAGUGACGGUCCAUCAGCGGUUCCUGGAGACGGCGGAGAAAUAUGGGGAUCAUCCAGCCUUGGCUUUCAAGAAAGAGGGUCAGUGGGUGAAGGUGUCAUGGAGGCAGUACUAUGAGCAGUGCCGGGCAGCAGCUAAAAGCUUCCUCAAGUUGGGGCUGGAGCGUUACCGUGGUGUGGGGAUUCUGGGAUUUAACUCCCCUGAGUGGUUCAUCGCAGACAUUGGCUGCAUCUUUGCCGGGGGUCUGGCAACCGGAAUUUACACCACCAACUCACCUGAAGCUUGUCGCUAUGUGGCUGACAGCUGUGAGGCCAACGUCAUGGUGGUGGAGGACAAGAAACAGCUGGACAAAAUCCUGCAGAUUAAAGAUCAGCUACCUCAUCUGAAAGCCAUCGUCCAGUACAAGGGCGAGCCACACCAGAAAGCACCAUUCCUGUAUUCAUGGGCAGAGUUCAUGAAGCUGGGAGAGGACAUCCCGGAUGCAGAGCUGAAUGCUGUGAUUGACAGUCUUCGGGCCAACGAGUGUUGCACUCUCAUCUAUACCUCUGGAACCACUGGCAACCCUAAAGGAGUCAUGUUGAGCCAUGACAACCUGACAUGGACGAGCCGUACUGCAGCUACUUUUGUAGAUGUCAAGUACGCUGAGGAGGUGGUGGUCAGUUACCUGCCGCUCAGUCACGUGGCGGCCCAGCUCUGCGACAUAUGGAUGGGCGUUAGUUAUGGCAUUACCACCUACUUUGCAGAACCAGACGCCCUCAAGGGCUCCUUAGUAAACACAAUGAAAGAGGCUCGUCCAACUUGUUUUAUGGGGGUUCCUCGUGUGUGGGAGAAGAUGCAGGACAAGAUGAAAGCUAUGGCUGCAAAGGCAUCCCCAAUGAAGAGAUCAGUGGGGGACUGGGCCAAGUCCAUAGGCCUGCAAUACAACUACAGUGUCAUGAACGGGGAGAAUCAGGUGCCGUGGGGCUUCAUGCUGGCCAAUAAUCUGGUCUUCAAGAAAGUCCGUGCUGCGUUGGGUUUAGACCGCUGCAAGUUCUGCUUCACAGGAGCUGCCCCCAUAACCAAAGACACUCUGGAGUACUUCAUGAGCCUGAACAUCCCUUUGCUGGAGCUAUACGGCAUGAGUGAAAGCACCGGCCCUCACACCAUCUCCCAAAAUGACAAUUACCGGAUCACAAGCUGUGGAAAGUUGAUGGCAGGCUGCAAGACAAAGCUGGAGAACCCAGAUGAGCACGGGAGUGGAGAGAUUUGUUUCUGGGGUCGGCACGUCUUCAUGGGCUACCUGAACAUGCCGGAAAAAACAGCGGAGGCUCUUGACCAGGACGGCUGGCUGCACUCUGGAGAUCUGGGAAGACAUGACCAGAACGACUUCCUGUACAUCACAGGAAGGAUCAAGGAACUGAUCAUCACCGCUGGUGGAGAGAACAUCCCUCCUGUGCCCAUCGAGGACGCAGUGAAGGCCGAGGUGCCCAUCAUCAGCAAUGCCAUGCUGCUCGGAGACAAACUCAAGUUCCUCUCCAUGUUCCUCACUCUCAAAUGUGUCGUGGAUGACAAUGGCGAGCCCACAGAAGAGCUGAGCCCCGAGGCUUUGAGCUUCUGCCAGCAGCACAAUGUCAAGGCGACCACGGUGUCGGAGAUCAUAGCCAAUAAGGAGCCAGCUAUCUACAAAGCCAUCCAGGAGGGCAUGGAGCGCGUUAAUGCCAGAGCAACGUCCAACGCCCAGAAGGUCCAGAAGUGGGUCAUACUGGAGCAAGACUUCUCCGUCAGCGGAGGAGAACUGGGACCCACCAUGAAACUGAGGCGACCCAUUGUUGUGAAGAUGUACCAGGAGAAAAUAGACACACUGUAUGCAGAGGCAACAAAAAAACAAUAGACUGCUCUGCAAAGAGACGAGACAAUACUGAAGAGAGGUUUGAGGCAUGUUUAUGUGCUCAGACAUCAUACAGAGAAAUGUUUAAGUUUAAUGCGUAACCCUUCAUCUAUGGUCCGAUUGGGUCUGAAAACUUAGAUUUAAAGAAAAAUAAUGAUGCGCUUUAUUUCUCUAUCUCCAAUCUUUUUUUCACCUGAAUAUUAAAAGUGUAAAAGAGAUUUAUAAUUUAAUGGGAAAAAAAUCUUUAUUCCUAAAUGUGUUGUUUUUAAUGGAAUAGAAGUUUGUGCUGCUAUGUUUUGAUAUGUUUCUGUUGACUGUUCCAAGUUGAUAUUUUAGCUGAACUGAAUGUACAUACGGUUUCACAGCAGCUGUGCACAUUUUGUAAAU